AUGGCAAUAAUCCAGCUUUGGAAGCGGAAGCUUCAGCAACAACUUCAGCAAUGGAAAGGUACGGUCAAGUCGAAUCUUCAGAAGAAUAAUCUCUGGAAGAGAAUGAUCAAGAACACCGUAUGCAUCACUAUCAAUCUAAUCAUCGGGCUUGUCCCGGCAGUAAUUGCUGUAUACGGCCAGUCGACAUAUCUCGGCGCUAUGGCUUCGGUAUUUGGACAUCCUGGACAGCGGUUUGGCCAGAUGACUGAAGUCUUGAUGCUCAUUAUCCUUGGCACUUUUGUCGGGAUCGCUUGGGGUAUCUUAGGCCUAUAUCUUUCGAGCCUUGUCUAUCAUACCGAUAUUCAAGCAGCUUGGGCUAUCAGGGCUAUAUUCUUCACUUUUGCAUUGAUUCUUCAUGGUGUUCUACGUUCUUGGGCACCGAGGUUAUUCAUGUUUGUGUUUUUCUUCCUGCUCAUCAACAUCACCAUCCUAACAAGUGCUACCACAUCCGUAUCAUCUGGUAUCGUCACACAUAUUGCGUACCCCAUCCUUACAGCGAUUGGUGUUAUCAUACUCGUAAACAUAACCAUAUUCCCCGAAUUCUCGAGUGGGUUCCUUGGUAGAUCUACGAUAGAAUCGUUAUGCGCCACCAUCGAUUCUUUCCAAGAGUCUGGAGAUUGGUUUAUGUCCGAUACCAGAAAGUCAGAUGGCGGGGAUGCUGAGAAAGAAAAAGAAGCCUGGUCAACUUUACGUACUAGGCUCAUAGCCUUGACCGAGAAGAAGGCGAAGUUAAGAGCUCAGCUUGGUAGCUCUAAGAAAGCCCAAUCAGAGUGUAACUUCGAGCUGGUUUAUACGGUGCUCCCUCCGCGGUCUUUGAAGCCUAUUAGUAUGACUCUGAUGACUCGCCUCGUCCAAGUGACUAUCUGUCUUAUUAAUGCUUGCGAGAGCAAGUAUGCACUAGCAGGAUAUAAAUAUGAAGAGAACGAGCAAGAUGCGCCGGGCGAAAAAGCAUCUGACGACGAAGAUUCCGAUGCAGAAUCAGAUUCUGACUCGGACAGCGAGUCUGAGAGCGAUAGUAGCGACGAUAAGUCGGAACGCGAGACUAAAAAGUCACGAAGGAAAUCUAAAUAUGCACGAAAACUCGAGCUUAUUAAACCAAUUCGAGAAAUAGAGUCUGGCGACAUUGAAUUCCUCGAGCAUAUUCUUAGUCAGAUUCGUGGCCCGACUAAGAGCCUCCAACAUCAGAUACAAGCUGCUCUUUAUCUCAUAAUCUGCGCACUAGCUUAUUGUUACGAUGCACCAAAUCUCCCGUCCGGUGCCCCAACUCCUAAGGGGAUUAGUAUGGAAGAAAUUGAUCUCAGAAUCAAUAUGUUUAUGGAAGCUUUGACGCAGUUUGACCAUGAUUCCGCCGCGGCCCUUGAGCAUGCAGCCUCUAUACAGUAUGGCCGAAAAUCGCGGAGUGAUAUUACGCCCAAGAUGGAAACACACUUAAUCUCGUCGUUCCUAAUUAGUGUACGGCAUGCAGCUACUCAGAUUAGCGAAAUGUUGAGGCAUUCUAGGGCUCUUGUUGAGAAGAGACAAGCACGACAUGGCCGUCGACGGCUCUACUGGCCUAAAAUUGGUUGGAAGAAGUGGCUCACAAGUGGCGGCGAACGUGACAUAAACGCUCUUCCGGAGAAUGCAAGGAAGGAGGCAAGAACUGGCCACGGUAUCAGGGAAGAUCCGGGGAAACGCGGCGACGAGACGGAUGACAGUGAAGAGCAACUGCUUAGACGUACCGAAGAUGAAGAAACUGGUCACACUAUUUCGAAGCAACCUAGCGUUCCCGAGAAAGGCAAGAUCCCGAUGCGAAAAGGUCCCCAGAAGUCUGAAGCGAGUAGAAUCAUGUGGCUACGUGGACUGGCUGCUGAUAUGGUUGAGUUCUUUGCCGACUCCGACGAUCUCGCCUUUGCCCUUAAAAUGUGUGUAGCAGCAUUUAUCGUUACGUGGCCAGCGUUCGUACCGUCAUUAAAUGCAUGGUAUAAUUCUAUUCGUGGAUCUUGGGCAUCUCUUCAGCUGGUUCUCGUCUUCGAAGUUUCAGUGGGGACGUCAUUUCAGGGGUUCUUUCUUCGAGUUUUCGGUGUCAUCUUUGGCUGUGUUGUCGGCUUUCUUGCUUACGAAAUUGGACAAGGAAACCGAAUUGUCGCUGUGGUUGUUCUCGUAUUUGGCAUUAUACCAUCAUCUUACAUCCAUCUCGGUACACCAUACGUGAAAACAGGCAUAAUUUCCAUGGUUAGUAUGUCAGUGGUCGGGCUUGCAACAAUACUUCAACCGGUCGGAGAAAAUGCAUGGGAGAUAUUUGUUAAACGAAUGGUAUGCUUCCUCGUCGGUGGGACAAUUGCGCUUCUCGUUGAGAUGUUCUUUUUCCCCGUCCGAGCUCGAGACAGGCUCGUCGAGUCUCUAGCUUCGAGCAUCCAGCAGAUAUCGCAGAUGGAAGCAUCGAUAGCUGUCGGCAUAGAUUCACCUAGAAAUAUCAAUAUCAAAUCCAGCUCUCUCAAUGAGAACUUCAACGAUGCCAAGGAGAAGGCCGAACAAGCUCUUGCUGCCGCCCGCACUUUCUUACCUUUUUGUCUCACGGAGCCGAGGAUCAAGGGAAGUUUUAAUGGGCAAGCUUUGAUCUACGGCGAGAUGAUCUAUGUCUUAUUUCAAAUACUCGACCGCAUGGAUAAUAUGCUACAUAUUCGCAAGGCCUAUGGGAGCAGUGUACUUGAGGAGCUAAAUACGGAGGUCCUACCCUAUCGCCGCAACGUAGCGGCCAGUAUAACGCUCACUCUCUUCGCCGUUCACGAGGCCUUAACAACCCGAUUGCCUCUCCCACAAUUCCUUCCAUCUAGUCGUGUGGCACAAUUACGAUACAUCAGUCGAGUCCGUGAACUCCUGCUUGAGCAAGACAUUAAGUCAGCAUAUAACUCUGGUAUCCAGACUCCAGCUAGUCUGGCGAGUGGGUCUAUUCCUCUCCAGGCGCAUGUCUUGAAAUCUAUGACUCGGCAAAGCUUCUUGGCCUGGAAUGCUAGCUCCGCCGGUAUUAUGGAGAUCAUUGAAUAUCUAGAAGAGCUGGUAGACCUUGCCAAGCUGUUGGUCGGGGUUAACGCGUUCCGCAGCGGAAUGCUGGAGCGCCCCAAGUUCCACGAGUAUGUUAGGAAGAUCAAGGAGCGCGAGUCAGAUCGGAAUAUAGCCGCGGCAGAAGCGGAGACACAAGAAGCCCAAAAGAUUAAAAGCCGGAGUGCCAGCAGUAUCGUGCGCAGGAGGCGGGGCUUCACGCUCGGUAAGAUGCCUUCUCACGGCACUGCUACCGGCACGGCUGCGGGUAUAGACAUGGGCGACGGUAUUGGGUUAAGGCAGCGGUCAAAUAGUCUCUGGGGAGGCGGCGGUGAUGGUGCUGCGGACGGUGGCCACGGAGGGGACGAGAUGCCGGAGGAUCUGCCGAUGAGCUUGCAGCGGGUCAUGACGAAGCGGAUGGAGGGGAGGCAGCGUGAGAAAUCUGCUAAGCGCAGGAGAAAUACGGAUGAUCCCAAGGGGAAGCGGCCACUUGUCAGACCGGCGCAGACUUGGGCACUGUAG
Messenger RNA from Daldinia childiae, 3579 nucleotides. RefSeq lists its product as uncharacterized. The record is from RefSeq and is a predicted model, not a curated record. The coding region runs from base 1 to 3579 and encodes 1192 amino acids. Gene Ontology annotation, biological process: malate transport. NCBI's taxonomy places the organism in Eukaryota, Fungi, Ascomycota, Sordariomycetes, Xylariales, Hypoxylaceae. The transcript has 5 exons.